AAAAAGUGUCACACAAUUUUGCUAAUUUUGUGUGUGAGAUAUUUCUGUCAUUGAUUAUGAAAUGUUUGAAUUCUGAUAAGCCGCUUUGGCAGCGUACCUUAACUUUAGAAGUUAUUCAUAAAUUGACUACGAAACGUUUUGAUUGUAAAAAUCACGCUACCAAUAUUGUGCAAGAUAUGAUUACAUCGUUGGCGACUUUGUGCGAUAUUCAUUGAUUAAUGCAUCAGCACUUGGUCAGCGUCUGUGGAGACGUACAAUAAAAACCAAAUCUUUAGUGUAUCAUAGAUUUGGCGUACCCGAUGAGGUAGUGGAAAUGAUUGAGGAAGAAUUGCCUGAUCCAGGCGAUAAACAGCUGCUUAUUAAAAUUGCAUUGGCUCCUAUAAAUCCGUAUGAUCUUUAUAAUAUACUAGGCAAAUUUCAUACCGGACCUAAGAAAUUUCCUUAUACAGGAGGUAGUGAAUUUGUAGGUGAAGUCGUGAAAACUGGCAUCGAAUAUACUCCUUUUGUCCAGGGUGACGUUGUCAUCCCGUUAACUAUGGGUUCAGGAGCAUGGACGACUUACAAACUGGUUGAUGAGUCCGACGUGCUCAAAGUACCGAAUGAAGUUGGCUUACAAGAGGCAGCCACCACAGCGAUUACCGCUUGUACUGCUUACAGGUUAUUGAGAGAUUUUGUAACAUUAAGCGAGGGCGAUUCCGUAAUACUAAGUGGAGCUAAUAGUGCUGUCGGUCAAAUGAUUCUUCAAUUAUGUAAAUUAUGGAACAUUAACUCGAUAGGUGUUGUCCGCGACCGUGACAACGUUGCAAAUUUAAAAAAAGAUCUGAAACGCUUGGGCGCCACGGAAAUUUUAACUGAGAAAGAAAUUGGUCGUACCGAUUUAUUUGAAACCUAUCCUAUGCUUAAGCCGAAGAUAGCUCUGGACUGCAUUGGCGGUACGAUAGGAUCAAUGAUAGCCAAGCGUUUGGUUAAAGACGGUUUUAUGAUUAGCUACGGAGAAAUGUCGAAUGAGCCCAUUUAUGCCGAAUCGAAUCAGUUUGUCAUGCAAGAAAAUGUGUUUAUGGGUUUUUCAAUAAUUAAGUGGUUAGACGAGAAUUUCAAAUUGGAUAAACACGUUCACAUGCUCGAUGAAUUAAUGAUAGAAUUAUCAAGGAAGGAUUUGAUAGCACCAAGAAUGGAAAUGGUACCGUUCGAUUUCUAUAAAGUAGUUCCUGAUGCAUUGAAAUUCGUUAAUAUGGCUAACAGAAAAUUUGUGUUCGAUAUGAGAGAGGAGACGCUCGACGAAACCGUUCAAUUAGUUGAUUCAAAUUAAAUAUGAUUUCGAGCGAAUGCCAAAGCUUGUCAACUCGAAACUUUUUUAUGCUGCUUGAGGCGGCGGAAAUAUAUGCGAAAGCUAUUUGAAGUGAUGAAAGUGUAUGAGAAAUUUAAAAAUGUACGAGAUAUUACGCUCUUAAGUAUUAAAUUUUUCAUAAAGUAUUUCUCUUAUUAAAAAAGGUUUUGCAAAGAAGAGUUUAAAGACGGUUUUCUUCUGAAAAGGAAAAUUAGUCAAAGCUGACAAUUUUUGAAAAUA
This is a messenger RNA of Glossina fuscipes, 1567 nucleotides long. Its product is annotated as enoyl-[acyl-carrier-protein] reductase, mitochondrial-like. The record is from RefSeq and is a predicted model, not a curated record. NCBI's taxonomy places the organism in Eukaryota, Metazoa, Arthropoda, Insecta, Diptera, Glossinidae. Gene Ontology annotation, cellular component: mitochondrion. Gene Ontology annotation, biological process: fatty acid metabolic process. Bases 314 to 1309 code for a protein of 331 amino acids. Gene Ontology annotation, molecular function: trans-2-enoyl-CoA reductase (NADPH) activity. The transcript is spliced from 3 exons.